AUGUCCAGCCAGGCUAGCUUGUAUUUGGCAUGCGGACCUCUUCUGCGAUUCACUGGCAUUUAUAAACAGUUAGAGUCAGGGGAUCUGCACCUUGCUAGCGAAUCCGAUGGGGAAGUCUGGCGAGGCAGUAUCAUGAUUGUCACUGCGGACGCGAACUCCUCGUACGAAACAUCUCCGACACUCUCGGUCUUCAAACAACCAGCCGGGCAAGAUGCGUCCACCGCCUCGCUGGUCAAACUAUCCAGGAGAGGAAAGGUGCUACAAAUAAAGCCACCUGAGCUUCUUGAAAGAAAGGAUAUUUCAAUCAUAGAAAAUGGUGGUGGCUUGUUCGUUGAGCCGAGUGCCGUUCCUUCAGGCGACGGAAGCGUCGACAGCGAAAACAGCCGAGCUUUACCCGGCACCACAAAAGAAGACCAGAUCGACGAGAUCAUAAGUACACGCCUACACGCAGAACAAGGCCAUACAUUCUGGAAAUUCGAUCUUCAGAUUGAGCUGUCUUCCUACGAAGCCAGAAUCGGCUACCGAAUCAGCGGCGGCCCUAUAGUCCACUUCUGGAUUCCAGCGAGAGGGCAGCCGAUGAACAUCAUGUUCCACUCCUGCAACGGGUUUUCCCUUGGAGUAGAUACUGACCUGUAUUCUGGACCUGACCCACUAUGGCGCGAUGUUCUGCGAAGCCACCAGACUCGCCCGUUCCACGUCAUGAUCGGAGGUGGUGACCAGCUAUACAACGAUGAGUGCACGGUCAAGACUCAUUAUUUCAAGGAAUGGCUCCGGAUGAAAAAUGGACACUAUAAACGUUCUACACCGUUCAGCCAAGAGAUGCGAGAUGAGCUAGAGGAGUUCUUCCUAAAGCACUACACAACAUGGUUUUCCCAGGGUCUCUUCAGCGUGGCGAAUGCUCAUAUUCCCAUGAUAAACAUCUGGGACGACCACGACAUAAUCGACGGUUUCGGCUCGUAUCGGCACCGGACUAUGGAUUGUCCUGUCUUCGCGGGCCUCGGCGUUACGGCAUUCAAGUUCUACAUGCUUUUCCAGCAUCAGACCCUGCCGGGUACGGAGGAUCAGGAGCGCAGCUGGGUGCUCGGAGCCCAGCCAGGACCAUAUAUUAAGGAGUUGAACAGAAGCCUGUUUAUGUUCCUUGGGGCCCAAAUUGCGUUCCUUGGGUUGGACUGUCGGACGGAGAGAAUGCGAAAGCGGAUCCUGAGUGACGACACCUGGAACUUGGUAUUUGAACGAUGCAGAAGAGAGAUCCAAAGGGGCGAGACAAAGCAUUUGAUCGUCCUUCUCGGUGUGCCAAUUGCCUAUCCCCGUCUCACUUUCAUUGAGGAUGUCUUGAGCUCGAGGGCACUUGCACCCUUGAAAGCCUUGGCGCGAAGUGGGAUUUUGCCACACAAACUCCUCAAUAAGUAUGAUGGCGGUGUUGAGAUCCUCGAUGAUCUAGACGACCACUGGACUGCGAGGCAUCAUAAAAGAGAAAGGACGCAGUUCAUCAAGCGGCUGCAAGAACUAGCUGCGGAAAAGUCAGUUCGAGUGACCAUACUAGGAGGUGACGUUCAUCUUGCUGCCUUCGGCCGAUUCUAUAGCAACAGGAAGUUGGCCAUUCCGCCGAGUCAAGAUUUUCGCUAUAUGGUGAAUGUCACCUCCUCCGCCAUUACCAACAGACCACCUUCGGAAACUAUGGCAUAUAUCAUCGGCCGCUUUGGCAGGACGCGCCACGUCGACCACGACACUGAAGAAGAUAUGAUUCCUAUGUUUGCGAAGGACGUUGACGGUACAACACGUCGCAAUGCUCGCCUCCUCCCGCGGCGUAAUUGGUGUUCCAUCAGUGGGUACCUCCCUGGAGGCACGAGGUCCUUAGAUGAUGAGCAAUCCGGAGUCAAACGCGCUUCGGAGCAAGAUCUCACUGGCGGCUUGACUAUCCACUUGAACGUGGAAACAGUGCGUGGACACCCCGCUGGUAAUACUACGACAUACCCACUGGACAUUCCUCUCCUCAAUUAUCGUCCCAGUGAGGGCAACUGA
Cladophialophora psammophila CBS 110553 is the source of this 2022-nucleotide messenger RNA. RefSeq lists its product as uncharacterized. The transcript has 2 exons. Gene Ontology annotation, cellular component: membrane. Lineage: Eukaryota; Fungi; Ascomycota; Eurotiomycetes; Chaetothyriales; Herpotrichiellaceae. Bases 1 to 2022 code for a protein of 673 amino acids. The record is from RefSeq and is a predicted model, not a curated record.